AUGACGCACAUGCCAAUUCGACAACAACUAACAGUUAAAGGAGAGCAACAAAUCUCUGGUACUACAUACCUGCAAAAUUUACAAAUGUAUAUCAUACCACCAUCUGGAUACAUUAAAUUAGAGGAAUUACAGCAAUGGUGUGUCAAUAGAUUAAGAGUUCUGAAGCUAGUAGAACAGAUAUCACUGCAAAAUUAUAAAAAGUCCUCCAAACAUUGUGUAACUAUCCUGAUUAAACAAUUGGAAGAUAAUAGUCUUUAUGAUUUUGUACAACUUAUAAGUAUACAUAGUUGUAAGUCCGAGAGAAAAAAGGAACAGCAUUUAACAAGAAAUGACUGUAUAUCGCACUUUGUAUUAAGAUCUGCAUUUUCUUUUGAAUAUGAGAAACGUCAAUGGUUUUUCAAACAAGAAGUAAAGUUAUUCAAAUGGCGAUUGUCUCUAUUGGAUAAAGAUGAAAUCAAAGGAUUUAUUAAUGUUAAUGCAUUUCAGUACACUGCUAUAUCUGAAGAAGAAAAACAAAAACUUAAAAAUGAUUUAGCAAUAUCCUACUGUGGAAUCGAAAGUAUUGAUGGUGUCAAAUUUUACAAAACAUAUUUUACCAAUGUAAUAAAUCCAGUUAAAAAACGAGAAAUAUUUUUAAAAAAUGGUAUUGCUUAUGUACCUGAAAUGAAAAUGUCUUGGUUAAUUGUUUCGGAAUUUAAAAAAGUAUUAAAUGAAAGUUUUACAUAUUCGCGAGAAAUUGUAUCAAAUGCUUAUGGCGAUGAAAGGAUGACAAAAAUUUUCAGUAUACUUCCAAACUGUAUUAGUACUCAAUGUUUCAAUUAUGAUAAUGAUAGAAUAGUAUCUAUUCGUGAACUGGACGAGCUAUCAGAAACAUCUUAUCCAUUAUGUAUGAGACUCCUUCAUGAAGCAUUGAAAACAAAUCAUCACCUCACUAAUGGUGGUAGAGUUCAAUAUUGCCUAUUUCUUAAAGGAAUAGGGCUUCCUGUAAAUGAUGCAUUACAAUUUUGGAAAAGUGAAUUUACUAAAAAAAUUAAUGAAAGAACAUUCGAAAAAGAAUAUAGGUACAGUUUAAGGCAUCUUUAUGGGGAAGAAGGAAAACGGGCAGACUAUGAACCUUUUCCCUGUUUCAAAAUAUUAAACUCUACAGUUGGUUUAAGAGACAAUCAUGGUUGUCCAUAUAAAUGUAUGGACUUACAUGUACUUAAAAAUGCACUGUCAAAAUGUGGAUUAGUUCAACCAGACGUACUAUCGAUAGUACAACUUUCAAAAGAAGGUCGUUAUCUUGAAGCAUGUAGAAGAUAUUAUGAGGUUACUCACAACUGUAUUAUAGAGACGGGUUUUGAUCAUCCGAACGUAUAUUUCACGCAUAGUCGUAAAAGAUUUGAAACUGUGUGUUCAGAUACAGAAGAGUAA
Molecule: messenger RNA, 1413 nt
Organism: Dufourea novaeangliae
Lineage: Eukaryota; Metazoa; Arthropoda; Insecta; Hymenoptera; Halictidae
Product: DNA primase large subunit-like
Exons: 7
Coding region: 1-1413 (470 amino acids)
Biological process (GO): DNA replication, synthesis of primer
Cellular component (GO): alpha DNA polymerase:primase complex
Source: RefSeq, a predicted model, not a curated record